Messenger RNA from Cinara cedri, 17905 nucleotides. Lineage: Eukaryota; Metazoa; Arthropoda; Insecta; Hemiptera; Aphididae. The record is from the annotation of a GenBank genome assembly.
UGCAGUAACAACCCCGUAGGCGCGACGCGCCGCACCGUCGCGUAUCCCGGCGGGUGUUAUUACUCACUGUGCAUAGGUACGCAGUACGGUCUCGGCGGUGUUCGCGCGCCACGACUCUCCUCCCGGCGCGGUCUCGUGAAUAAAUAUUAUACAAAAAAAAAAAAAAAAACGAACGAACGAAACGAAACCGUGACAGACAAAAAAAAAAAAACCCCGCGCUCUCCGAUACUUAUUCGAUAAUAUCGUUACAACAAUUAUUGUUGUUGUAUGCGAGCACCGUUGAUACAACGAUGCCGACGGCGGCCGCUGUCCCGAAACUGAUCCGCGAUGUCUAAGAAAUUUCGACGGUUCUACGAGACCGCGUUCGACUCGAAAAUCAGCAAGUCGGACGACGACCUCCUGUCGGCCGACAAACACGACGCGGUUAUUGCUCACCGGUUGUCCAGCCAGCUGCAACUGUCGGCCAGCGCGAGUUCCGUCCAUCUGCAGCAACUGUGCAACGACGACGACGACGACGACGACGAUGACGACGCCGUUUCCUCUACCGCCGGCGGCGGCGGCCGCGGAGUCGUCCGCUCGUCGUCGUCCGCGAAGCUGUCGUGCAAAACCCGGCUGUUCGGUUUCCUGCAGUCGCACAGGAGACGCAUCAGCGCGGCGGCGGGCGGCCGGUUCAAGUCCUGCAACAAGUACCGGAGCUCGGACAGCGUAGCCACCAGCAGCAGCCUCAGCCUGGAGUCGAUCACCAGCGAUUCGAUGAGCUCGCACAGUUCCGAGUCCCCGCGGUGCUACAAACGGUUCCCGGAACCGCACGUCCUGUCGCCCAUCUCGGACAAGUCUUCGCAAGACGCCGGUGCCGAGAUGCUGGACUACGAACGCCGGAGGUCGUCCGCCGCCACCGUGCAGCAGGUCAAGACCAAGCCGCCGCAGUCGUUGGGUCUGAUCAAGCUCAACCGGGACCAACAACAGCAUCACGGGUCCGACAGCGGCAUAUCCGUGGGCUCGAAGCCCGGCGGAGACAACUACCAAGAGCUGUUGGACGUGCCGUUCGACAUGCCCAAGCUGAGGCGCAAACAAAAGUCAGAAGUCUUCCGCGCCGAAGUGCCCGCCGCGGCGGCACUGCCAUCCACCGCCGGCGUACAUCAUCAGCCGCCGGAACUUCCCUUCGACAUGCCAAAGUUGAGGAGAAAACAAGUGCAGGCGAAUCCCGAUUCCGACGUCGCCGUUACGUUACCGUUCGACAUGCCGAAGCUCAGGAAAAGACAAAUGGACAGUUGCGCGAGGAUCAUGUCGCUGGACUUCGACAUAGGCAGUGCCGCGGACGCGUACAGUUCUUCCGACACGAAAAACCGGUGCGACGAUAACGCCGCGGCGUGUAGCGGCCCCAAUAAAAGCGAACAACUCAAAGAGCUUCCGUUUGACAUUCCGAAAUUGAAAAAAAUUAAUUUACACAACGGGGGCGAUAACAAUAGACUGGACAGAAGUAGUUUGUUUCUCAAUGUAAAGCCCAACAAAUGUACGGGCGCAGCUGUCAACACGAACAAUGCACCGUCACUGAAAACCUUCCAAAACAAAAGUGAGCAUACUCCAACGAAUUAUAUUAUUAUUUCUAUAUUCUAAACGUACCUACUGACCUACUUGAUUAAUUGCUUUUCGGGAGCUUAUUACGCAGCCGAAAUUAAAUUUUUUUUUUUUUGCAUACCAUUGUGUUAUAUGUGAUGGAUUAUUAUUAUUAUGUUUCAGAAGAGGGUAAAUAAUGACACUCGUAAGCAACCGAGCUCCGUUACUAGAGUCGAAUUCCCCCCCCCCACACCCUUUCUAUGUUGUAGUGUAUAGAAAUACUCUUUAUAAAACAAUAAAUAACAAUACUAUUAUUGUACUAUACAAUUAAAAAGUAUAAUUACGAAAAUAAAAUCGUAAACAUGGUGGGGUUUGAAAGCUGAUGAAACCCCCAAAAUGCACAUCCUUGAUACUAACUUCACUCAUAUACAUAAUUUUAUAUCCUUGACUUUAUUCGGAGAGUCUGUAGGGGUAUAAAAAACUAAAAACAAAAAACCCUCCACCCGCAACACUGUGAUUAAAUUAGUUUUUAAGUUCAACCUAACGUUUGUCAUUUUAAUCCGUCUAUACAAAACAAUUCUAAUUCCCGAGUUUAAGCUCAUUUAGUCCAGUAGAAUCUGCUAAAAAUGCCGAAAAGUAGCGGAAAUGAUAUAUACGAGUAUAUGUGUUUAUUUAUGUGUGUAUAUAAUGAAUGUUUCUUUUUUUCUUUGUCCGCCAUAACAAAGUACAAUUUUAUUCCGAUGUUUAUAAAACUUUGCAUACUUGGCAUUCAAAACAAAAGGAAGGUCGGUGUCUAACGUCGAUAUUCAACCAUUAAACGGUGACCGACAUUGGGGUUUUUGGUAUUAGUGGAACGAAAAUUUAAUUAAUGUGUUUGUUGAUAUACAGGCGAUACUUGGCGAUACGGAUGAAAAGAAACAGUUAUUAUUAGUUAAUUCGGUUGUUGUGGGCAAGAAAAAACAUUUUUUUUUUUUUUUUUUUUUAAUUUACAGAGAUAUGGACGAGGAUGAAAACGGGGAGUCACGGGGAAAUACGUCUUUUGUUGUUUACAUUUUAUUUUACGUUUAACAUUAACUCGGGCAAAGCUAAAUAACUAUAAUAAAUUAUAUAGUUAAUAUAACAGAUUGGGCGAUAAUCUUUAAUUCCGAAGAAAAUUCGACAAUUAUUGGCAUACCUUUAUUUAUUUGAUCGAUUAUUUGAAUGGGAUUUAUACCAGUAUAUGGAUGUAUAGGUAUGUGAUACUACAGCAUUUUAUUUGAAAAUGGCCGAUACCAUUACAUAUAUACUCGUUUAGUAGUUUCCGUUUCACCCUUAUUUAAGGACCACCCCUCACUCGAAAAGUGUAGGGAUCGUAAAACUCACGGUCGUCGUGGGGAACGAUUUUAUGACCUCGGUUAUUGUCGGAAAUUUCGACUUUCGAGUGUAAUAAUAUUUUACCGAAUGCCACCGAUAGGUCCAAAAUACAAUAACAACAUAUAUAAUAAAAUAUUAGAAAAAUAAUCACCUUACCGACAAUUUAAUAUACAAUCGUAGACAAAUUCGAAAAAAAAAAGUUUUCCUAAUAAAUUAUUCGAUUUAAAUUUAAAGUUUAAUUCAUUGUCAUUCGGUCAAUUAUGAUUUUAAAUGGUUAAACGGUCAAAAUGACUUUAACAAAUUCUGUCUAUCCAAAUCUCGUGUUAAAAAAACACGUUACCAUUUUAAAAAAUGCAAGUUGUAUUGAGCAUGCGCAUAAUAAAAAGGUUACAAUUUUAAAACUGUGGGAAAUAACGUAUAAUGAUAUAUAAUUAUUUCAUAUUUGGUAAUUAAUGAUGUUUUUUACACCCGCUUAUAAUUAAAUAAUCUUUUUUUUAAACGCGAACAACACAAUAGUGUAUGGUUUUAAUGUUAAGUAGUUAAGUAAUUAUGGCGUAGUUUCGACGCAGUGGUUAAAGUUGUAAAAACACUAAAGACUUCGAAGGGGGACUAUAUUAACUGAAAAUUAUUAGGCGUUCCGGAGAACAGACUAAACAUAACAGAAAAUGUUUUUCUCGCAUACACAUUUGUUUACGUUUGAAAUAUUACACUAACAGGGUUUAAACACAGGCUGCACUCCCCUACCUCAAAUAUAUUAUCUUACGCAUAUGCCUGUUCGGUGAGAAAAAAUUAAAACGGUCUGAUUAUGUAUAAUCGAAUAGGUAUAUUAAACUAAUUCGAGUUUUUAAAAUUCAACAAAAAUGCUCAGUGACAAUAACUAAAUGAGACUGAUAAUGUCAACUCACAGCAAAACGGACAACUCCGUUCGCCCACUUUAAUCACUGUUUAGUCGGAUAAUUAUUGUAAUUAAACUGUAUAGGUACAAUAUAUACGUAUUAUUAUCAUUGAUAUGAUUAUAAAUUGACAAUAAUUAAUAAUAUUAUUAUGUUUACAAUGUUUACAUUGUUUAUUAACAUAUAGACAGUCUUCUUUUUCUACUCGUAUUUAAUCAUCCGAUUAGUUUCAUGCACAUAUCCAUAUCAUGCCUCUAUUUCAUAACUCAAUUCCCUAUUAAAUUCUUGUUACUAUCUUUAUCCGUGUCCAUUGUUUUGAGAAAUGCAUUUAAUUUAUUCAUUUUUAGAGGAAUGUAUUCACAAUUGCAAUCACUAUUAUUUAUUAUUUAUUUGUAUUGCAUAGUGAAUGCAAAUUUAUUCAUUUUAUUUCUGAACAGGCACACAAGAUAGAAUUCCAAAAAAUAUAGUAAAUUACAUGUGUCUUUUUGGUUGGAUACAAUUUGUAAGAAACAUAUUUUGUCCCUUAUGACAUUAGUACUAUUAGACCAAAUAUUCUCAAUUUUAAUUUAUUCUGUUCAGUUCUUCUUGCAUCUUUCUUACUGUUUCUGUCCAUUGCAACUUAAGCAUUUUACGAUAACACAACAUCAAAUAUAUGUAAUAUAUUAUAAACAUAUAAUUAUUUAAACUUACUUUACAACUUAAUAAUUAUUACUAUACAAUCUGUAUACAAUUUUUCCAUAACAAUAUCAUAUUUGAAUAUCACAUAGAACCAAUGGUAAAUGUAAUAAAAUCUAUUUCUUUUUAAUACGUCUAUUUUGAAAUAGUUUAAAACAUAUAAGUACAUUAGACAACAUUUUUAAACUUAAUUAAAAAUGUCGGGAAAUAGUUUACAAAAUGUUUAAGGUCGCAGUAUUGAUUUUCACUACCUACCUAUUUAACCCUUUCAAUACCAUUGUCCAUUUCCACAGACAUGCUCUUUAGUCAUUACUGUGAAUCAAUAUUUUAAUUAACUAAUAGAUUAAAUGAUUAAAUGAUAUUUUAAUUAAUUAAUUGAAUAAUGAAAGAGUUAAUCAUAACGAAAUUGUUAUUAUUAAUAUUUAUUUGUGUCUCCUGCUGUUAUUCAAAAUUAAAAAUAGUUCAUAAUAUUAAUUAUUGUUUAUAUUUUUGUAUGUUAUUUAGAUCAACCAAAUCGUCCAACAUUAAGUUUAUCCAAUAUAAAACCACUGAAUUUCGUUGAAGACAUUGACGUUUCUUUGCCUUUAGAUCAACAAUGGUAAGUAUUCUUACGUUUAUAAUAUUAAAUUGUGUUUGGAAUUUUAAUAAACCAACGAAACUAAAAUAAAACUUUAUAUUUUAAGGUCGAUUUAUAAAAAAAGUUGAGUCAAAGUACAAGUUAAAUCAUAUUUUAAUAUUUUCGAAAUCACGUUUUUAUAUUUACUAGACAAAUAUAACGAUCGAGUAUAUAGCUAACCAGAAUUCGAACUUUGCUCUUGUGAGUGCAACAUUUGAAGUUAUAAUAAAAUUAUUUUACGAUUUAAUUUUAACUUUUCUUUUCGAUCUGUGUAUGAUAUUGUAUAACAAUUCAAAUUUGCCGUUAACUUAAAUUUGUGUGGUAAUAUAGAUCGAUUGUUUACGUCAAACGAGCAAAGCCCUCCCAUUUCCUAAAAAACGAUCCGGAUUCUAAAAAUUCUUAACCACCAACACUCAAAAAAAUCCCAUAGUUGGGUUUUGAGAUAAAAAGAAUAAAUAUCCAAACAAUGUAUUAUAAAUAUUACAUUAUAAUAUGAUUAUCAAAAAAAAAAAAAAAAUUAUAAUACCUGCUCAUUAUUCAACACAAUUUAUUAGACAAUAAAUUAGUUUACGUGUAAUUUAAAUAUGAUCCAAUUAUUGAGCUAAAUUUAUGUAUACAAGGUAGUGUGAAGUUAUUAUAAUUGAUCGGUAAUAUAAGUAACGAGCGUAAUGCUAUUACGAGUUAUGUACGUAUAUUAUAUUUUAAUAACAUUCUUAAAUCAAGUGGAAUCGAGCGUUUUAAACUAAUAAUGAUCAGAUUAAUCAUAUUUACAAAGAUAACGAGAUAUUCGAAACUUUCCUUCAAAUUAUAUUUUGAAUUGUUGUGUUUUAAUUUCUAACUAUAAUACAGAAGCUACCUAUUCAUUUUACAAAGAUAUAAUACUACUUUUUAUUCUUGGUCUCCGGUACCUAUAUUUAGACAUCAGACAUAGACAUUAGUUCACAAGAAAAUUAGUUUUAAAAAAUUGUCUUCUGUUAUAGCACACGCCAUACAUAAAAAAUCCUCAUUACAAAAAAGUUGACUGCAUUGCAAUAAAUUCUAUAUUUAUUUUAUACAUUUAUAAUAUACAGACGCUCGUCUGAGUGCAUGCUUUGUUUUUGUACUCAAAACUGUCAAAAAGGUAAAUAUAAUAAGGUAAAAAUAAUAUAUUUCAAUUAUUAUAUAAAAAUGUUGGAUGAAAUUGUACUGAAACACAAUAACGAAGGGUGUAUCACGUAAAAUGUAAAUAUAUCUCUUGCCAAUAUAUCGCCAAUGUUUUCUAAAACAGUAACUGUACUCAUACUCCUUAAUUUAGAUUUAUUUUACUUUUUAUGAAAAAUAUUUCGUUUUCUUUUUUAAACAAACGUAUAAUAAUAUUUUAAAAUAAUCAAAACAAAUAAAAAUAUCCAUACAUAUAUCAAUGUAAUGAUACGUAGUUGAUACCUAUACGAAAUACGAACAGAAAUUUGAACUAAACAAAUAAGUAUUGAAAUUAAAAUACCUUUAAGAGGACGUGCUACAUCGCCCACUGCAUUGUGCGAGAAAAAACGUUUUGGACUUUAUAUAUUUUAUUAAUAAAUCAAAUUUUCAUCAUAAAAACAAAAAUAACUUGCAUUGUGUAACAUUGGAUUUAUUUUUUGAUAUUACAAACACAAAAAAGUUAUUAGUGCUUAAAAAUCUGUUAGCUUUAAGUAUGUUUAAUAAACUUUAUUAAUUUAAUAAAUUUAAUUUUACUUUUUUAUUAUUAGUAAUAUUAAAACUUGAAACCGAAAAACUAAAACCAAUUUUGCACAGUGCAAGUUCUUUUUGUUUCUUGGUGGAAAUUUUGUUUUUUAACUAAGUCCAUAACCCGAGUAGUUUUUGCCCGUGAAAACAGUUUUUUUGAAAAAAACAACUUUUAACUUCAAGUUUAUACAAUAAAUAAUUGUGAUAAUGAUACAGGAAUACCUGUUAAUGUGUUAAAAAGUUAAUUUGAGUACUUUUGGGUCAAUAGAAUUUCAGUUCCUCAAAAAUGUCGAUAAAAUCCCCCAUACGCACCCUUAAAUACAGGAUUUAGCACGUCCUCGGUUUAAUAUUUAUCGAAACAUAUACGAAUUCAUAUUAUAUUCGUCCAUGUUUUAACGAUUACAUUACACGAAUACCACAUUAAAUUAAGUAACAUGUUCGUGGAAUGACGUUAAUGCGGAAUCCUAAUUGAAAAUUAAGGUUACUUAGGCUAUUUAGUUAAUUAAAUUAUGUCAAAUAAUUUAUUUAAAUUUCAAUAUUACUGCUUUUACUUUACAUAAUAUAUUUAUUUGCCAUUCAUUAGUUGUUAAUUUAUUAUGAACUUUGUAUGAUAAUAAUAAUGAAAAUAAUAUCAGUUUUUAAUCUAAUUUUAGGGUUACAUAUUAUGUUACACACGGGAAUGGUAUUGUUGGUCUCGCUUAUUCUUUGCGUCGGUUUUUUUUCGAUAUUUUAAUUUUUAAAUGAGAUAUGAGUAUCUAAAAUUUAAAAAUGUCCACAUAUCGCAUGAAAAUUAAAAUAUCGAAAAAAACGACGUAGUUGCACAGAUAAUUUACAUUAUGAACAAAUGAAGAUAAGAACUGUGUAUUGUUUCUGCGCAAUUUUUUCUGUAUUUAAAUUUUCAUGUUAUAUAUAAGCAUAAUUAAGUUUUGUUAUUAAUAUACUCACAUAUCUCGUAUUAAAGUUAAAAUACUGAAAAAAUUAACGCAGUGCCACAGAUAAUUUUCUUAUCUUUAAGUUGGAUUAUAGGUCAAUUCUCUAUAAUAUGUAAGCUAAUUAAACAGAUAGUUAUCCCAGAUGAACGCUAAUAUGCUGUCAUACAUUUGUAAGACAGAUACAGCACAUGCGUGUAAGUGUAAGUGGACUAGUGAACUUAAUUGUACUAAAGUGGGCGAGUGCUACCGUUGGUAUUUAAGAGGUCGCGUAUAAGCAAUUUUCUUGAAAUAUUUUAUAUUUUAUAAUUAAAAUGCAUAAACUGAAAAAUAUUCAAAUUCACUUUCAAAACAUACAUUUAUACAAGUGGUCCCGUGUAAUUAUCACUAAUAUAUGUAAUAUUAGAUUAUCGUGAAAUAAUAAAUCAGGUUCGCUAACACCGUUUUGGGCAAAACCACUAGUAGAGGCCUGUAGUCUAAAUGAAACCGAAUUUUCCGAAUUUUUAAUAUCAUUAUUAAAAGUUGUUCGUGUUUGAAAAGCUAAAAAUGAUCAGAUUAUAGAACAAUAAUUACAAUUUUUAUAUUUGCAGUAUCGAAAAAAAAUAAAAUCAACGUAAUGUAUUGGAAGUUUUCUUUUAUUAUGGUGAAUGUUUGAUUUAUUGAUUUAAAUCUUUAAUUUGAAUAGUUUUUGUCCGCACAAAAUAAAUGUUCAUAAUUGAAUUACGGGUAGUAUCACGCCUUCAUGAACAUAAUUCCAUUAGAUAAAUUUAAUAAAAUUAAAUUAAAAUUUAUUACUAUUACAAUUUAAUUAAUUUAAUUAAUAUAUUUAUACUUAUACGUAUAAGUUAUAUUAAUCAAUUCAGUAACCAUAUUUGGUCGUAUAUUAGUAUUUAGCCUUUCUAUUUUUAUUAUUAUUAUUUUUUUAUUCAUCAAUAUUAUUAAAACAUAAACAUAAAAUAGAUAUUUAUGAAAAUUUAUUACCGUGAAAACUCCCAAAUGUUGUGAAAAAAAAAACAACACCCAUUUCAUUAGUGUAUACUAAUAAUUAAUAUAAUAUAAUAUACAAUAUAAUAAUUUCUUCAUAUUAUGUUUUAUACAUACGUUGUAUGGUUAAGUACUCAAUGGUCGUGUUAUAUACCUAUAUAUACAUUUGUAUAUAAUGUGACAUAUUCAUAAUUAUUUUUAUAUCGAUACCUGUAUACAUAUUACUUUUGUCGUAUAUCUAUACAUCGAUAUCGUACAUGGAAUAAUUUCUUAAAAACCUAGUUCAAAUCGUACAGUUAACUUAAUGACUCUAAACAGUCAAUUAUAAAAAUGUAUCGGUGGAGUAGGUUAUUUUUCGAAUAAAAUAUCAUUAUAAUAUUACACUGUUACAUGAUUUAUACAAUUUAGAUUUGAACGAUAGACAAUCACUAUUAUAGUAAUAAAUAUAAAAAAAACUUACUACGCGCACCGUGAUAGAUAGCUAUCUAAUUAGAAAAUUAAUUUGUCCGAUACGUUCCGAAUAUUUAAGAGGGCGCCACAAACGCAGUUUUACAUAAACACGAUAUUUUAACAGACUUAUAAUAAUCGUUUUAGAGGUCCGACAUGUUUACACGAUACAGAAAACAAUUUCAAUUAAGUUAUUAAAUAUUAAAUGAUUUGUAUGUGCAUGAGACAUUUUUUAAAGGCGUAUAAAAUAAAAUCGAAUCAAGUCUCGAAAAAAAUAUAAUUCUUUUUCGUCACAAUGUUCACCUCGUUUGAAGCGAAAAUUUGAUGCGUUUCAUUCGAUUAUUACACAAUAGAUAAUCACAAAAGGAUCACUAUUAAAUUUAUUUUCAAGUGAAUUUAAACAUUCUUGAGUAGAUAUAAAUGCUCGUUACAAUUCCCACCCUUAAAAAUUAGGUUUGUAGUGUAGCAAUUAUAAAAUACGAAAAAACUAAUUUAACUUUUUUCCGUCUAUCAUAAUAUUCCUGUUGAUAUUUUAAUAAAAUCAUUAAAAGGUUUUAUAAAAAUUCGGAUCCCGUGAUAUUUAUUGUAUAUUACAAUGGGGAAAUAUUAUUACACAAAACAUAGUACAUAUAUAUUAUACAGUGUAUAGUAUACGCGAAUUAUUAAUUAUGACAAACACAGACACUAUUGUUUUAUCUAUCCCCAGUGGAACAAUAUUAAAUAAUUAACCGUUGAAAAUGCGGUACCCACGUUAAAACAAAGGUAUUAGGUAUCACUCUAAAAGUUUAUAAUAUAUAUACUCGUAUAAUAUUCAUGCGGUAUAAAUAUGAAUAAUAAUAAAAUUAAAAUUAAAAAACCACACAGAAUUCACUCCACGGGUAGGCCACUAUUGUAAAUGUGUGGAAAAAGUAUUGGAAAUUUCGUAAAAUAUUUCUAAUAAAGUACGACGAGAAAAAUUCGGAGCAUUUUUGAUGACCAGUGUGCUAGUGAUUAUUGACCUCGCGAUAUUUGACCAUAAAUAUUAGGGGUAAAUAAUUACAAAUUAAAUUCUACGACCUAAUAUACCUAAUAUACAUUACGAAGAGGGUAAAAUUUGUCUUAUUAAAUUUUACUAGGGGGAGGUUAAUACCACGGGGGUCAAUUUUUGGGAUUACAACGGAAAAGUGUUUUUUUGAGAAAAUAAAUAAGAAAACAAACGAAUAGUUUAUUUGCUGCACCCAGAAUCUAAAAUUAUCAUGAAUCAAAGACAAAACUAGACUUAUGUAUCGGCUAUAAUGUCUAUAAUAAAUCUUGAUAACCUGUAAACAUAAUAUAGUCGACAAUUUUUGAAAAACAACCCUCCUCCCUAGCUAUUCCAGUCCUAGAUUCGUCUCUGUUGUAAAUCAUUACAAUAUCGGUACACAAUUAACUUGAAUAGCAACAAUCAGUUACUUUUGUUUUAAAAUCUUAAGUAGGUAAUAUAUGUUACAUGAUGUAUUAUAAAACUGAACGGAAAAGUGAUUGAUCAAUGCCUAACGAGUUUUUAUUAGAUAUGCAAUGACUUUCUGCAUGUUACUGUUUUAACGUCCUUGAAACAUGCGAAUAUAUCACGCAUAUUUUUGUUAUUAUUAUUAUCAUUAUUUUUUUUUUAAUUAUAAUUUAUUAAUAAUAUUCGUGUAUAAUAAUUUUUACAUAAUAUAAUAAUAUGUGUAUUAAUAAAAUGUAUGUAUUAACUCGUUGUAAUAUCUGCUAUGAAAAAAGAAAAAAAAUCGAAAAACAUGUCUCGAGCACAUGUACAGUAUGGUUUCAUAAUAUUUGUUCACCGUCGUUUUUUGUGCACCGUAAUUAUAUUACUAUAUUGUUUUACCAUCAAAUAUUUGAUAUGCAUCUCGGGAAUAAUAAUAAAUAAACCUUGAAAUAAUAAAUAUAAAUCACAAAACGAAUAUUUCAAUAUCCAACGGCCGUUUAUAAUCCGAUCGCGUCAUGCGAUUUUUUUUUCAAUUUAUAAAAUGCGUAUUAUAUACGGAGCGUGUUUUAAGCAUUAGCUGUAGGGAUUAGAUAAAGUGAUGUCAUGGGGAUGCUUACCUAUACGCAUACGUUUUGGACUUUGAAAUUGAAUUUUAAAAUAUAUUUCUGAUUUCCCUUGGACGGUAUUGUACACGGCCCGCCGGUGAUUUGAAUAAAUAAAAAAGUAUCCGUGAUAUGGUUAUACAUAAUAUUAUAUAUACUUGGUUCUUAGAUGGACUUAAGUUAUUUUUGUAUAGUUUUCAAUACAAUCAAAUUAAAUUUUGUAAAUGUGCACACUUAUACAUAAACAAAUGUUUAUGUUUACCCUAUGUAUAUACAGUAGUUUUGAAAAUGCGUACACGUAUUGACUUGUACAGUGGAGACCAAAUAAAUAAUAUCGAUACAAUUACAUUAGAUACAGUUAUAAAAAGAAAAAGUUGUCAAAAAUGUACUUAAAAUUGAAUUCCCUGCAAAAAAAAGUAUUAUUAUCCGUAUUAUUUAUACUGAAGUUUGACAACUAAUUUAUUACUAUUUUUGAAUUUAUAACUAUAGACACUACCGAAUUAAGGAUUCUGUCCUAGGACUGAACACUAAAAUGGGCCUUCUUUAUACAUGGGUAUAUUUAAUAUGAAUUUGUAUUUUAACGAGCGUUUUGUAUAAAUCAACACGACGAAACAAUAGGAAUUUUAUUUCCGUGGAACCAAGACUCAGUGGCGUAUUGAACUAUGUUGAACUAAGGAGCCAAAAAUGGUUUAAAGUAUAUAGCACCUUUCCAUUAAUCUCAUUUGAAUAUACCUAGAUGACAAAAUAAAAAAAAAAAUCAUAUAACAAACGCUACUGGUUGAAACGUACAAAAAUAUUUUAUACAGCAUAAAAAUGGUCGUAUCUCCCUGAAGAUUAAUUUCAAUAAAUACAGAGAAUUUUUGAAUGAGCAAAAUACGAUCCACUUAAUUAUUGAAGUUUAAAACAAUUCAAUCAAAUAUUCAAAAAUAAAUGUAAUUUACAAAAAAAUAAAAUUAUAAAUUUUGACAAACAUAAAAAAAAUAUUAUUACGCAAUUGAACUGAUGAAUUAAAGAAUACUGUCAAGAGAAAAAAAAUAGAAAUUCGAAACACCGUUCGCAAGUAUUCGAGAACACCAUAGAUAACAAUAAUAUAAUGACUAAAAAAUCCAACGGUGACAAUUUUAACACAUCCUGAGCGAUAUUGUUACGCGAAUCUAACUGGCCAACGAAUGGUGCGUCCAGAUCAGCUGGUCAACUAAGGCGAACGUUCAACUGCUGAAUCAACUCGAACUGUAGGCACUGAUGAUGUGACAUGACUGGAGGAGUUUCCCACUUCCAUUGGUUCCCCGUAUUCAAGCUGGUUUAAAUCGCUCUCGGAGAGAAACAAAGCGUUACUCGGUUAAUUGAGACGUUAGUUAUCUUUACAAUUUUGGUUUAAUCAUAAUUUUAAACAUCGUUGGAUAUUGUUAGAUAACCUUGAAAGGACUUUUGUUAAGGUUGUCAUGUGCCAUGACAGCUUUUAACUUUAAUUAUACAUUAUAAUAAUAAACUGACGCACUAUACAUACACAAUACACAGUAUUACAGGGAGGUGACAUCUGGCAAUAGACACGUGCCGAAACAAAUAUUUAAUUCAUAUAUUUUCAUUUUUAAGAAUAUUUUGAUUAAGGUAUCGGAUAAUCGAACCUUUUUUGAAAGUUCAAAAAGUUCUUACCAUUCAUCAAAUAAAUUAUUUUAUUGGUUAUAAACUCAAAAUCUGGUAAGUAUCACUUGGGUACAAGGCGAUUUCCGUCUCAUUUUUGUACAAGUCUGACGUUUUAUACAUAUCUACAUUAACUAUAAAAAAUUAUGAUAAUUAUUAUGAUAAUAAUUAUGAUAAUUAUCGCAUAUUAAAUUAAACAUUAAAUACCUAAUAAAUAGACGAAGGUAUUUUUUAUAUUAAAAUUAAUAUAUUUAAGUUUCAAGCAUACAUUUUUAAAGCAGUAAACAAUAUUGCAUAACAUAGAAAAUAUGUUUGAGGUUAAUGUGUUUUUUUUUAUAUUUGUACAGUACAGUUAUUUCUAUAAUUGAAUUUUAAAGUAUGGAAAAUAUUCUCCAUUCAAAUCUAAACCUAUUUUCAAAAUGGGGGGUUCUUAUUUUAAAAUUAAAAGUAUAUACUUAUUUAAGGUACACGAAGUAGGGGUAAACAUUUAAAAUAAAACCUAAACGGUUCCAUAAUAAUUAGAAAAAACAGAAAUCAAAUUUAUAUAAAAUUUUCCGAGAUAAUUACUGGUUCAUGAAAAAAAAAAAUCACGUUUAUAUAUAAUCAGGUUAGGUUAACCUUACAUCAAGUAGAAUUCAAUGAAUGUACCAUAGAUAAAUAAAACAACUAAAUAGCCGACUACCGUGAUAACCGGCCACCUAUUUUAAUUCAGGUAACCACUAGUAAAAAAAAAAUGUAUAAGUAUUUCAGCAUAAUUUUUUGGCGUAAAAUACUUUUUAAAAUAAUUAUUUGAAGAAGCAGCGCACCCCGGGAAAACUCCUGAAUUCCCGAUAGCCCAAUCCGCCCCUGUAAGAGAUCUAGUUAAAAACAUGAUUCCUAAAAAUUUUAAAUAAUUAAAUCAACAACGCCAUGGCACGCCGUAAAUAUUUAUCCGCAUUUUCGAUUAUUUUAUUUCCGGUUUUUCUUAUUAUGAAAAUCCAUUGGAAAAUCAAAAAAAGGCCUCCUCAAUGCACCAACUAUAUCCAAAAUGUAACAAAAAAAUCUCAUUUUGUGAUUGGAACAGGACUUCUGUUGGAAAAUUGACUUGCUCAUAUACACAAAAAUAGAAAAAAAACACAGAAUACAAAAUCAAUACAUCAUAGUAAAAUCAAUAGAUCUCUCGUUAAGCUCAGAAUCUAAAACAUUUAUUAUUUUUCAGUUGGUAUCAUGGACCCAUGAACAGGCUUGAAGCAGAAAAAGCUUUGCACGGCCAAGGAGAAGGAAGUUAUUUAGUCAGAGGAAACAAGGGAUCAUAUGCGUUAUCAAUUAAGUAAGUAGACUUUAGUUUACUACAAUUAUUAAUAAACUUUGUUAAAUUUACAUAAUUUAUUUGAUUUAUUGCAAAGUCGUUUUUAUUUUCAUUCAUAUUAUAUGAGAUUAUAUGAGAUUCUUAUUAUCGCAUAUAUAUAUAUAUAUAUAUAUACCUAUAAUUAUACAAAAUGGAUGGAAAGAUAUAUAGUAAACAUAUUAUUAAAAAAAAGGACGAAGAUACUUCGCACGUGGGUGCAACUACUGUUGUAGGUUGGAAGUUGGGAAGGUAAGAUACAUACAUUUUCUUUAAUAAUAUUUGUUGAAUGUUAAUUUGAUUUUCCCGUUAUUCCCGUUUGUUGAGAAAAAUCGAAAAAUGACCUCAUGUACCUAACCUAACUUAACCUCUUCAGUUAGAUUUACUUUCAAAAAAGAUGCUACACUAAAAAUCGGAGCAAGAUUUCUGGUAGAAAAGUUGUCCACAGUUAAAAAAAAAAAAACAUCUUUAUAAAAACAUAAGCUUCUUCGAUACACUCAGAAACUUCUAAAACCAAUGUCCAUAGAAGAAAGUAACUGUUAGUCAAGUGAUAACAAAAAUAAGUUAACUCUAAAAUUGUUGAUUAAUAUUCAAAUUAUAUUAAAUUAAAUUAAAUGCUAUACAAGAUACAACUCAAAGAGAGAAACAAAAUACAAACUAAAAGCGUAUUAUAACAAAAUAUUACGAAAUGUUCUUGAUAUGAGAUAUUAACAAAUUCUGUAUGAAAUUCGAAGAACGUAAUUAAAAAAAGCUGUCCUAGGAUAAUGGUCACUGUUAUAGAUGAGAAGUAGGGUAGAUAGUAGAAGGGAGGUUUAAUGCAAUGUAUAUCUGUUGCAACGAUAGACAAUUGAAAACAAAAAAAAGAUUCUGAGCGGAGUUCAGUUGGUACUGUUGAUAGUGUUGCUUUGUCAAUAAUAUAUAUGUCAUAUAAUGGUAAAAUAAUUACAUAUAUAUUAUAUAUUUUCUUUAAUAAUAUUUGUUUAAUACUGUACCUAUUUUCCCGUUUUCCACGGUUAUCUCAUGAUUUUUCUCAUUUAUUAGAAAAAGCUAAAAAUUACUUUCAUCAAGUACCACCUCAGUCAGGUUUAAUUUUAAAAAAAGUGCUAUCAAUGUAAAUUGGAACAAAAUUGCUGGUAGAAAAGUUUUUUUUUCUUUUCCGAGGACAACUUUUCUACCAGAGAUCUGCUACGAUUUUUAAGUGUAGCAUCUUUUUCGAAAGGAAAUUGGUGUGGGGAGGUACUAUAAGGAGUUCAUUUUUCCAUUUUUUCGAGUUUUCCCAACAAAUGUGAAAAACCGCGAUAAAACAUGGGAAAAUCAGGAAAAACGUAAACAAAUUGGGACAACACGAAAUAAAUAUUAUUAAAGAAAAUAUAUAAAGCCUAUUUUAUUAUUUUAUUAUAAAAUGACAUAUAUAUUGUUGAAAAAGCAUCAUUAUCAAAUGAAUUCCACUCAGAAUCGUUUUUUCGUAAGCAAUGGUUUAUCGUUUCUUACAGGUAUACAUUAAACUAUCUAUAGCAGUGGUUAUACUCCUGUACCCGUUUCCAUUAUCCUAGGACAUCUUUUUUUUUAAUGCUUUAGUUAAACAUAUACGUUCAAUGACGUACAAUAUUAUAGUUUAUUCAAACUAUCGAAUAUUAUUCGAUAGUCGUCAUCACUAAUUAAAAUAUUAAUAUGAUAGACGGUAUUAUUUGUUAUUAUUAUUUAUACGAAUUGUUAAUGUGUGCACGCCGCACCGCCGCCGUACUGUAUCGAUGGGCGACGGCCUAAAUUCGCCAACUAAAUGUAUUCAACGAAUAGUUAGCUGGCUAAUAAAUGCGUUAUUGACAAUCCGAAUCUUAAUCAACUUUCAAAGUUGUAUAAAUAAAAAAAUUAAAAGGUAGUAAUGAAUAAAUUUUCAAACAUUAAAUCAAUCAAUAAAUAAUAUUUGUAUAGGUAUAUACGUAAUUUGUAAUAAAAAAAAAAGAGUAGAUACUGGGGACGGUUUUGGCCACUGUUGUAGGUGAGUAGUUGGGCAGGUGGGAUACAUAAAGUUAAUUAAUCAAAUACAUGUCCAGACUUCAUUCACAGGUGUUGCAAAACAGUGGCAUAUUCAGAGGAAAGGGGUUACUUCACCUUGUCCCUUCCCUCCAAAAAAAUUAGGUUAGGGUUCAGGGAUAUGACUCCUAAAUUUCUUAAUAAGUUUUAUCAUCUAAUAAUAAUUAAAUCAGUUUUACUUUUUUUUUAUCAGGGAUAAAAAACAAUAUUCCUUUUAUCAGAUAAAUAAAUAACUAGGUAAUAUGAAAUUGUAUUUACUAUUUUUAAAUAUAAUUUGUAAUACAUUUUAUAAAUAUUUAUUUUUAUAAUUACAAAUUUUCUUAAUAUAUAUUAUAAUUCUAAUCAUCGUUUUGUUGGUAACAUCACUUUAAAUUCCUCGAUAACUUCGUCAUAAUUAAUAUUUUUUGUCGUCUGUUGUUCUAUGGAUAGACAAAUUAAAGAGUCGAGUCUUUCUUGAGUCAUGGUGCUGUGGAGAUAUUUUUUUACAAUCGUCACUUUAGAAAAUGACCUUUCGCAUUAGCAAGUUGUUAUUGGAAUAGUGGUGAAAAGUACUAUUCGUUUAUAAAAGUGAAGAAAAAUACAAGUUCUAUUAUUUGAAUUUAAAAAAUCAAUCCAUUGAUGAAUUGUUUUAGAAGUGGUUGCAGAUGGUAUAUUUUUAAGUAACAUAAUUUUAACUUGAAAUUGCUCAUUGAAAUCACCAAAAUUCAACGUAACGACCAUCAAAUACUUUUAUCUACUUUUAUCAAAAAAAAAAAAAAAACUGGUUCUUAUUAUAAUAAUUUACUGAUUAUAUUAUAAAUAGUGAUAGUUCAUUGAUUUUAGAUUCUGAGUGUAGCGAAGAAAGUAUUGGUUUUAUUAAAGAUGUUUAUUUUUUUAUACUGUGUUCGAAAAUUCUACCAAAAAGCUUACUCUGAUGUAUACGAUGUAGACCCUUUUCUAAAAGUAAAUCUGACUAGAAAGGUACUUAAGAGACAUAAUUUUAAAUCGGUACAAUAUUAAACAAAUAUUACUAAAGAAAAUGUAUUAUAAUGCAUAUUUAAUUAUUUUAUCAUAAUAUGACAUAUGUAUUGUUGACAAAGAAUCACUUUCAACUGAUCGUUGCUUACAGAUACAAAUUAAUUUCCCUUAUAUAUCCUAGUGGCUACACCCACGUGCGAAGGAUGUCCGUCUUUUUUUAAAUUUAUUUUUGUUCAAUAUAAUAUGUAUUCACUAUUAAAUAAAUGUGUAAAGUUAUACUUUUAACUAUUCUUUGUUUUUAGGAGUGCUAAAGGUUUUAUUCACAUGAGAAUAACUCAAUCCGAAGAACGAAAUUAUUUGGGCCAAUCGGAUAGACCUUUUGAGUCUAUACCAGAUCUCAUUAGACAUUAUACUCUGAACAAACUUCCAGCCAAAGGAGCCGAGCACGUAGGUCUUAUUAGACCUUUAGCCCAUCAAAUUUUAUAAUAAUCCGACCAUUUCACUAUAAAUGUUAUUUUCCUUCCAUUAUAAAGUAUAAAAUUAAAACUGUGAUAGAAAAAAAAGAACAUAUUAUUAUUUUUUAUUAUUAUAAUUAUUACUAUUGAUGUUUGUUAUGAAAUAAUACCAUAUCGAAAUUAAGUGCAAUAUAACAUACAAUAUUAUAGUUUUUAGUAUUGUAUUAUUACCUUUAUAAAUAUUUGUGUUCGUGUAACAUUAAAACAAAGUAAUUAAAAUAUAUACA